AUGAGGAGGCCUUUGCUCGCAUCCAGGCUGCAACGGGGAUUUGUGACAUUGAUCAACUGGUGCAAAACUUCAUCGAUGCCGAGGACACCAACUUCUCCUUGUUCAAGUAUAACAACGAACUCAGCGCAGAGAUCGAGAAGUUGGAAACGCAGAUCGCAGAGUACAAGGAAGAGUGCGCCUCGAGGAUGGAGAGUGUUUGGUGCAAAAAAACGGAGGUGUCGGAGGUGUUUGUUUUUUUUUUGGGUGAAACAUGGUGAAACGGCCAAAGUAUAUACUGUAAUGAAAAAUAUACUGAUUUUAGGGAUGUGA
Molecule: messenger RNA, 309 nt
Organism: Cladocopium goreaui
Lineage: Eukaryota; Dinophyceae; Suessiales; Symbiodiniaceae
Source: the annotation of a GenBank genome assembly